Ambispora leptoticha is the source of this 1934-nucleotide messenger RNA. Lineage: Eukaryota; Fungi; Glomeromycota; Glomeromycetes; Archaeosporales; Ambisporaceae. The record is from the annotation of a GenBank genome assembly.
AUGCCUUCAAAAGAAGAAAUUAAUAAAGAAGAGCCGUUAGACCAACGUGACGACACGCUUGUUGGUCAACGUAAGACUAAUACGAAUUUACAAAUUAAAAUAUCGGUUGACCAACAAGAUUCCUUUUCUUCCACUUCUGACUCCACUUUUUCAUCACCUAAUGUGAGCAGAAUUAGCAGUAGUAGCAGUAUUAACGAAGUUAUGGGGGCAGCAGAUACUUUUUCGAAUACAUGUACUACCACCUCCUCAUCGCAUACAAACUUGCCCCAUGGAAGACGUCAAACUAUAUAUUCUCCUGACGUCAUUGAAAAAGAUUUAUUGGAUAAGCAUGAUAAUAGAGAAAAUAAAGAUGAAGAAUUGAUAUUAGAAGAGACUGAUAGAAAAGUCACGAUCGGGACAGACACUCAGUUGUCGUCGUCUUACAGUGAGAAUAAAGUACAAACCGUUAUACGCCGUCCAGAUUCUGAUCUUGCCGUUCAGAUCACAAAUAUCACGAAUUUAUCAAUUAUGAGUCUUGACUUGGCUGGUUUAGUUUCAAAAGUCGCGUUGGAAACGGUAAAAAUGUCAACUCGAGCUGGACUUGGCAUUGCAAGAGCUGUAACCGCCAGAACAGAAAGAAAGAACUCGACACGUAGCGUUGGUGCGAAUGAUAGCGGGAUUCUUGACGCUUCUUCCUACCUUCUACAUCAAACUUUGUCAUUUACUGAACAAAUUGCCCUGGCUGGAAUUGAAUUCACCUCGGAAACUGUGCAAUAUACAAUAUCCACAAUAGCCGAUAGUAUAUCGGUAAUCGACACACUAUUUGGAACUACAGAAACCGCGAAAGCAUUAACAGAAUUUGUCCAGUUAGUUAAGCGAGAAUGGAAUGCAAAAGAGGAAGGUGAAGAAUCACUAGAAGAUAUUGGAUCAUUCGGUGCUUUUCGAGUUAUUAAAGUAUUAACCGCAUGGGCAUCUUUACAGUAUGUCACUGGUAUGAGAUGGGAGAUGGAAAUGGGUGGAUGGAAGAAAGUGAAGUUGGUAGAUUUUUGGGACUUAUUAGACGAUUGGGUCGAGGUUAAUCAUGACGAUUCAAUUUACGAGGAAAUUAAUUGGUUAGUUGAAGAAGAGGAUGAAGAAAUAGUAGUGAUUAGCUCAAAAAAUGACGGGAAUAAUAUCGUGGUCGGUGAACUUACUCAACCGGAGCAUAAUCGAUUAAAUGUACCCAAUGAUUUAUAUUCGAAAAGAUUAAGCGAACUUUGGGCGGAUGCCAACAAACGCAUCAGUAAUCCUUAUAUGGAUGAGUUUAUUGAUCAAACUGAAGAGGAAAAAUUAUACUCAUUAUUACACAAUCUUAAGCGAUACUCGAAGUUCUCUUCCACGGCCUAUGACGUAAAGACAGCGAUAAUGAAUCGAUUACCAUUUCAGCGGCAUCGAACUCAUCAACAUCGGGUCACCUUUGCAAGAGUAAAUGACUUACCUCUAGAUUCAAUAGUUCACUCUUCUCAUCAGAAUCCACCUUCCACCGGUAAUCACUAUUCGCCAACUUACUAUUUAAUUCGAGAUCACUCGGCGAAAUCAAUUAUUCUCGCACUACGCGGAACAAUGUCAAUACAUGAUCUAAUUGUAGAUUUAUCAUGUGAAUAUGAAGAUUUCAUAUUACCCGAAGAUAUUCAAAGUGGAGAUUUGACACCUAAUAAAGUACAUAGAGGAAUGAUGAAGGUAGCAAAAGCUUUGGCAACUCCGGGACAAUCAGGCGUAUUUGAAACGUUGAAACGUGAAUUGGAGCAAAACGAAGAUUACGGUCUUGUGUUGAUUGGACAUUCCUUAGGUGCCGGCAUCGCAAGUUUAUUGGCACUUCUUUGGGCUUCACCGAAAACUCGCAUGACGACACGAUGGAGUUGUCUGCCAUUAGGACGUCGUGUUCAUGCAUAUGCCUUUGCAACACCUUGUGUGAU